Bactrocera tryoni is the source of this 1396-nucleotide messenger RNA. RefSeq names its product syntaxin-7 (gene Syx7). Lineage: Eukaryota; Metazoa; Arthropoda; Insecta; Diptera; Tephritidae. Bases 503 to 1378 code for a protein of 291 amino acids. Gene Ontology annotation, biological process: vesicle fusion; intracellular protein transport; vesicle-mediated transport. Gene Ontology annotation, cellular component: endomembrane system; SNARE complex; synaptic vesicle. Gene Ontology annotation, molecular function: SNARE binding; SNAP receptor activity. The transcript is spliced from 7 exons. The record is from RefSeq and is a predicted model, not a curated record.
GUAGUUGACGAAGUUUUUGCAAAGAAAAUAAGAAGUUUUAUCAUCUGUAAAAAAUUGAAAAGUGCAAAUAAUAGACAGUGCUGCGCAUUCAUAUUAAAUUGAAUGCAAUUUUAUAAAGUUAAUUGAACCUGUAAACGCAAUAAUUUGUAUAUGCAUUGCAAAGCAGUAGCUUAUUCAAUAUUUGACAUUGACUGCUAAAAUUUAGAGCUUAAAAAACGGCAGUGGCAUAGUACCAGUGGUCGUAUGAUACCAAAAAGCAAAAACAUAUAGAAAGUGGGCGACGUAAGUAGUCUUGAAGGAAAUACCCCCACCAUAAUUGAAUUUCGUACAACAAAGACAACUUAUCUUUUGGACAAGAAAAGAACAGCAAUAAAGAAAUAAAAACAAGGCUUGUAAUCUAACAACUUUUUAAAAGCCAUUUUUGUUUCGUGCGCUCUUAUAUUUAAAAUUCGUUACAUUGCUAGUCAACUAACACUAAACCACAGUGUCUACCUACGAGAGCAUGGAUUUGCAGCAUAUGGAGAAUGGCAUCAGUGGCGGUGGCCACGGUGCUAUUGCUGGUCAAACUGCUGGCUUCAGUGAAACGGACUUUCAGCGACUUGCCCAAACCAUUGCAACAAGCAUACAAAAAAUAUUGCAAAAUGUGUCAACCAUGCAACGUAUGGUCAACCAAUUUAAUACCCCACAGGACUCCCCCGAUUUGAAGAAACAGCUACAUCAAAUAAUGACCUACACCCAUCAGCUGGUUUCGGAUACAAAUAAUCACUUAAAAGAGGUGGACAAGUGCAAAGAACGCCAUUUAAAAAUACAGCGUGAUCGUUUGGUGGACGAAUUCACUGCUGCUUUAACAGCAUUUCAGGGUGUACAACGUAAGACCGUCGAUAUCGAAAAGAAUGCUGUUCGACAAGCGCGUGCGCACAGUUAUAAUAUUAGUAAACCACCGGGCACGAAUAGCAGCAGUGGCAGCGGCGGUGGCGGUACCAGUGGCAGCAAUAAUAGCGGCUCAUUCUUCGAGGAUAAUUUUUUCAAUCGUAAAUCGAAUCAAUCACAAACACAAACACAAAUGCAGGAAGAAAUCGAUUUGCAAGCGCUGGAAGAACAAGAACGACAAAUACGCGAAUUGGAGGAAAAUAUUGUGGGUGUUAAUGAGAUUUACAAGAAGCUCGGUGCUAUGGUAUACGAACAGGGUCUAACCGUUGAUUCAAUUGAGUCGUCCGUGGAGCAGACUAGUGUAUUUGUGUCACAGGGUGCCGAUAACCUGCGUAAAGCCAGUUCGUAUAAAAAUAAACUGCGCAAGAAGAAGCUUAUAUUGAUUGGCAUUCUCUCUGUAGUACUUUUCAUCAUCAUUAUGAUACUUGUAUUCGAGUUUAAAAAAUAAUUGCAAAUGUGAACGAAA